This is a messenger RNA of Carassius carassius (crucian carp), 2412 nucleotides long. It is a transcript of the gene prkab2, whose product is annotated as protein kinase, AMP-activated, beta 2 non-catalytic subunit. Lineage: Eukaryota; Metazoa; Chordata; Actinopteri; Cypriniformes; Cyprinidae. Gene Ontology annotation, biological process: signal transduction. Gene Ontology annotation, cellular component: nucleus; nucleotide-activated protein kinase complex; cytoplasm. The transcript has 8 exons. The coding region runs from base 169 to 969 and encodes 266 amino acids. Gene Ontology annotation, molecular function: protein kinase binding. The record is from RefSeq and is a predicted model, not a curated record.
UGCACCAUUUCAGUUGGUUUGCCAACCGCCAUUAACACCAGAAGAAGAAGACGGCGUCUCUAACCACUCGGCUCACCGUUAGCAGUCAGAUUGUAGCAUGUUUUUACAGUUCAGCCGUUCACAACUGUGGAAAUAAUAUUCAUUGUUAUUCAUCUGCGAGAUCUGAUCAUGGGAAACACCAGCGAUCGAGUGUCUGCUGAUAGACAUGGAGCCAAGACGCAUCGCUCAGACAGCGGAGGUCAUAAAGACCUGGAGCCCGGCAAAAUGAUGGACAGCACGGACGACCCCAAUAUUUUUAACACACGUGGACCAGAAUCUAAAGCGGCGAGUGAGAAGGACUUCGCUCCAGAUCUAGAGGACAUGGUGAAGACGAGUCCGCAGGCGCGACCCACAGUGAUCCGCUGGGCCGGAGGAGGCAAGGAGGUCUGCAUCACUGGCUCCUUCAACAACUGGAGCAGCAAGAUCCCCAUGAAUAAAAGCCAUAAUGAUUUUGUAGCAAUCUUGGACCUGCCUGAGGGUGAACAUCAGUACAAAUUCUUUGUUGAUGGCCAGUGGCUUCAUGACCCCUCUGAGCCGGUUGUCACCAGUCAGAUGGGCACCAUUAACAAUCUGAUCCAUGUGAAGAAAUCUGAUUUUGAGGUGUUUGAUGCACUGCAGGUGGACUCUCUCGAGUGCUCUGAUACGUCAGAUCUGUCUAGCUCUCCUCCUGGGCCGUACGGACAGGAAGUCUACAUGUUCAAACCUGAGGAACGCUUCAAAACACCACCCAUCCUGCCGCCUCACCUCCUACAAGUCAUACUCAACAAAGACACCAACAUUUCAUGUGAUCCUGCCCUGCUGCCAGAACCCAACCAUGUGAUGCUCAAUCAUCUGUACGCGCUCUCCAUCAAGGAUGGUGUGAUGGUUCUCAGCGCAACUCAUCGUUAUAAGAAGAAAUAUGUGACGUCUCUUCUGUACAAGCCAAUUUAAUAAGCUGUGAAUGACGCAUGAUCUGCUGUCCUCAUCCUCUAUAGUCCAGAUUGCACUAUAAACCCGCGAUAUGUAUCUGUCCGCUUGAGACUUCAACUGUAGUGUGUGUGUGUGUGUGUGUGUCCUGUCAUCACACAUUCAUACAAGGACAUCUAAACUUCCUGUUUCCGUCUUAGCUGAAGCAUUUUGCGAUUACAAUCUUGAGGGCCAGAGUUUUAUCUGUCCAAAGCAUUUAAAAAAUGUUGUCGAACAGAAUUCAGGAUAUAUUUGAAACCUGCUACAGACACAAGGAGUUCACAAAUAAAAGUGAGUUCAAUUUUUGAGUUUAACCAGAUGAACAUUUGAACGAAUUGUAUGCUUUAGUAGUGUAAUACUUCAUUUUAGAAACCGAGGUAAAGGAUGUUUAUGUGUCUAUUUUCAGAAUGAAAGGAAGUUUGAGCCAAACACAUUGGCAUUUAGUAUUUUCCUUCCUAACAGAAAUAAUCACUUCAAUACUUUCACAUCGGCACUGAGGUGCUUUAAGCAGAGUUGCGUUAUGACUUAAUCAAAAGGAAAUUUUAAGCAAUUUACAACAGCAUCAGAGUGGCGCAAAUAGAUCUUGAACUGUGUGUGUUUUCUGGAGUUUUACUGCAUGUGGUUUGAAUUUCAACGUGAUGCUGUCAGACGAGCACUUUAGCUGUUUCACUAUGACAGACAAACACAUUCUCUUUAUGUUAUCAAGCAGGAAUGUAUUUUUGCGUCUGUCAAAAAUGUUAUUUAUGCUAAACACUGUAUUGGCCAAACAUAUGUGGACUGGACUCAGCUUAACUGUUUUGUUCCAGCGGCGUUCGGGACAAGUUUUUCAGCUCAGUCUAGUUCUACAACAGCUGGACAGACAAACUGUAAUUCUCUCGAAUGUUGUUUCAGGUGUAACCUAAAGAUUAAUUUUCACUGGAAUUCCAGGAAUAGAUAGACCUGUUAAUGUGCAUCCACAUAUGUUUGGCCAUAAUAUGUAUGAUGUUUGUAUUAAAUAUUUGCUGUGUGAAAUGUUUGGUUUUGUUGGUUUUACCAUCUCUGGUCAUCAAUAUUAAAUUGCUAAAACAGAAAUGUGAUUCGUGAUCACAUCAGGAUUUUUUUAAUGAUGAUGAUAGUAUGGAUUAUAUUCAUGAGGUUUGCUGUGAGUUUAAUAUUUAUUGCCAUUGAAGAUUUAGUCACUCCAAAGAUAAUAAUGGUAACUUUAAUAUAAUGCAAGUGUGAUUUUCCAAAGGAAAGAUUCUCCAAAAUAAGAGUUUCAUGGGAUAACGGUGACACCACAGCAUAGCUUUGAAUGCUUUUACAGGUUAUUGUUUUGAGGGAAAGUCCACUAACUUGAUUUAUUGUAUGUACUGAUAAAUUAUUUGUUGAGUUAUGCAUUAUGAAUUAUGGAUGUUUUGCUUUAAAAAUAAAGUGAACCAUUCUAGAUUA